UGCUCGUAUCCUGGUUGCAUCAAAGGGCGCUUGAAAGGAGGGUACUGCGCUCAGCACGGCGGGGGCAAGCGAUGCUCGCAGCCAGACUGUACCAGGCUUGCCGGUGUUUACGGAAAGUGCAUGGCUCAUGGCGGACGGCGAAGAUGUUCUACACCAGGCUGCACGUCAGCCGUCCAGUCGAAGGGCAGGUGCGGCAGUCAUGGUGGCGGCACCCGAUGCUCCGAAGAUGGCUGUACCAAAGUUCCAACGUGGAAGGGCAAGUGCCUACAUCAUGGA
Phytophthora sojae is the source of this 276-nucleotide messenger RNA. RefSeq lists its product as hypothetical. The transcript has a single exon. The annotation marks the transcript as partial. NCBI's taxonomy places the organism in Eukaryota, Oomycota, Peronosporomycetes, Peronosporales, Peronosporaceae. The record is from RefSeq and is a predicted model, not a curated record.